Coccinella septempunctata (seven-spotted ladybird) is the source of this 1030-nucleotide messenger RNA. RefSeq names its product probable tRNA(His) guanylyltransferase. Gene Ontology annotation, molecular function: magnesium ion binding; tRNA guanylyltransferase activity. The coding region runs from base 83 to 1006 and encodes 307 amino acids. Gene Ontology annotation, biological process: tRNA modification. The record is from RefSeq and is a predicted model, not a curated record. The transcript is spliced from 2 exons. Lineage: Eukaryota; Metazoa; Arthropoda; Insecta; Coleoptera; Coccinellidae.
GCGUAGAUCUAAUAAUAUCGAAUUCAACCUAAAAAUGAAGGUAACAGCCUAAAUUAAAUUAAUUAAUUAAAUAUUUGGUGUUAUGCGGUUCAACGUAUACUUUAAUAUUUUCCGAAGAUUUCAUAAAUCAACAAGAAUGGCAAAAAGCAAAUUUGAAUAUGUUAGAAAUUUCGAAACCGAGGAUAAACUUUUACCGAAUUGUUGGAUUGUUGUGCGUAUUGAUGGAAAAUCUUUCCAUAAAUUCUCAGAGAAACAUAAUUUUGAGAAGCCUAAUGAUAUAAGAGCCUUGAGCUUGAUGAAUAAGGCAGCAUCUAAAGUAAUGGAACAAUUUAAGGACAUAGUGAUAUCUUAUGGGGAAAGUGAUGAAUAUUCAUUUGUAUUGAAGAAAAAUACUGAAAUAUUCAAUAGGAGAGGUUUUAAAAUUAUGACUUAUUUAAAUAGUUUGUUCACUUCAUCAUAUGUUUAUUAUUGGAAUACUUAUUUCAAAGAGGUGAGAAUGAAGUAUCCCCCUUAUUUUGAUGCUAGAAUUGUUCUUUACCCUACAGAUGAAAAUUUGAGAGAUUAUCUCUCAUGGAGGCAAGCUGAUUGUCAUAUUAACAAUUUAUACAAUACCACUUUUUGGACACUAAUAUUGAAAGGAGGGUACACGAAUACAGAGGCUGAGAAACGCUUAUGUGGAUCUUUUUCAUCUGAUAAAAAUGAAAUACUCUUUAGCGAAUUCAACAUAAAUUACAAUAAUGAACCAGAAAUUUUCAAAAAAGGGACAAUUCUUGUUAGAAGGAGAAUUAAAGGUCCAAACUCAAAACAUUUCAAACAAGUUAUACUACCUUUACACGAGGAUCUUAUUGGAGACAAAUUUUGGGAAACUAAUAAUGAUAUAUUGUCUCUUGGGAGAAGUCAGGAAUAUCACUAUGAUAGUUUAGAAGAGCUAUCAGAGUUUGUCAAAAGCCAACUGAAUUUAGGUGAAAUAGAGCAAUCUGUUGUAAAUUGUACUGAUAAAGUGUAAUUUUAAAUAAAAUUUUGAUUAUAA